Linum tenue is the source of this 1536-nucleotide messenger RNA. The record is from the annotation of a GenBank genome assembly. NCBI's taxonomy places the organism in Eukaryota, Viridiplantae, Streptophyta, Magnoliopsida, Malpighiales, Linaceae.
AUGGCGACGGCCUACUACUACUACCUCCUCCCAACAAUCCUCUUCCUCUUGGCCAUCAUUUCCAAGCUAAAUAAACGGCGUCGCACCGACCUCCCGCCAAGCCCGCCUUCGCUACCCAUCAUCGGCCAUCUCCACCUCCUGAAGGAGCCAAUCCACAGAACCUUACAAAACCUCUCCCAACAGUACGGCCCAAUCUACCUCCUCUCCCUCGGCUUCCAAAACGUCGUCGUCGUCUCCUCCCCGUCGCUAGCCAAAGAAUGCUUCCACGAAAACGACCUCGUCUUCGCAAACAGGCCAAACCUGUUAUCAGGCAGAAUCUUCGACUACAACAACACCACCGUCGGCGUGUCCCCGUACGGCCCGCACUGGCGCAACCUCCGCCGCAUCUCCACCGUCGAGCUCCUCUCCACCGCCCGCCUCAACUCCUCCGCCGCGCUCCGCCGCGACGAGGUCAGGCUCCUAGCCCGCGACCUUUUUCGUAAGGUUUCGGGUACUUCUUUCGGCGAGGUCGAGAUGAAGUCGAGGCUUUCGGCUCUUUCGAUGAACGUAGUGACGAGGAUGGUGGUCGGGAAGAGGUAUUUUGAGUCGGAGGAGGAGGACGGCGGCCGGAGGUUUCUGGAGGUGAUAAGGGAGAGUUUUGAGCUGAGCGGGGCUUCGAAUCCGGGGGAUUUCUUGCCGGUGCUGAGGUGGAUUGAUUACGGCGGGGUGGAGAAGAGGAUGCGGAGAGUUCAGGGGGAAGUUGACUCCGUCUUGCAAGGUUUGAUUGACGAGCGUCGGAGUGAUAGGAGUAGCCGGCGGAGCUCCGGGCAGAAGACGAUGAUGGAUACGUUUUUGGAUUUGCAGGAAUCUGAACCACAAACUUAUACCGACGAUAUUAUCAAAGGACACGUCAUUGUAAGUACAAUUAAAUUGUGUAUGCAGACCAUGAUAAGUGCUGGCACAGAUACAUCUGCAGUAACGAUGGAAUGGGCAAUGACACUCUUACUCAAUCACCCAAAGAUUCUUAAUAAGGCAAGAAUUGAGUUGGAUGAUGUCGUUGGGAAGAAUAGAUUAAUCGAAGAAGCAGAUUGCUCUAAACUUCCUUACCUCCAAAGCAUCAUCAAUGAGACACUUCGGUUGUACCCAGCAGCACCUCUGCUGGUACCACACUACUCUUCAGAAGACUGCACCAUUGGUGGCUAUCACAUUCCUAAAGGAACAAUGUUAUUGGCAAAUGCAUGGGCUAUUCAAAGGGAUCCUAGUGUGUGGGUUGACCCGACCACAUUUUGGCCCGAGAGGCAUGAAGGAAUGGAGGUGGAUGCGUACAAAUUGUUACCCUUCGGCAUUGGAAGAAGAUCAUGUCCUGGUAUCGGGCUUGCGAAUAGAGUUGUGAGUUCGGUGUUGGGUGUGUUGAUUCAAUGCUUCGAGUGGAGAAGGACGAGUGAAGAGUUAUUAGACAUGACAGAAGGGAAGGGAUUGACAAUGCCUAAGGUUGAGCCUCUGGUAGCUUUGUAUAAAACUCGUGAGUGCAUGAAAGAUGUUUUGCUCAAAGUAUGA